AUGUUCUCUCCCCAAAACGCUGACCUAUUCAAGUCCUACAGCAAACUUGAGAACCACUAUCGUAGUGAGUUCCUUCAAAAGAUUCGAGAAAAGGACGCAAAGCUUCGAGAAUUAAAUCAACCUGUCGAAUGGAUUGCUUCCGAAAAGGUCCACGGCAGCAAUUUCAGCUUUAUCGUUCAUUCCAACAACAACAAUCAAACAGAAGCCAGUCAGACUGCAAACAGCAGCGACCAAUUACAAAUUACAAUUUCCAAUCGAACCACAGUGCUCGACAAGAAUUUCACCAACUUUUAUCCAGAGGCAAUCGAAGAAGUUUGGCAAAGAUAUGAAAACAGUGCCAAGAAAUUGUUUGUUUUGAUCGCUGAAGAAGCACCCUCAUGGUUUGUCAAUAACUUGUCCUCAAUGCCAGAAGAGAACGAGUCGACAGAUUCUGAAAAUGUCGCCACUUCGUCACAAUCAUCAAAGGAGUACAUUCUCAAGAAAAUCCACAUUUAUGGUGAAUUGUUUGGAGGAUGUUUUCCAAAACAUAAAGUGACCAAUAAUGAAGAUUCCACAAAGAGAAAGCACAUUCAAAAAGGAGUCUAUUAUUGUCCUCAUUAUGACUUUUAUGUGUUCGAUGUGUUUUGUUCUUUUGAAAAUGGAGAAGAGAAAUGGGCUGUUUUUGAUCAUGUGGAUCCAUUGCUUGAGAAAGCUGAUUUUAGAGUACGCGCAAAACCUCUCAUUAGAGGAACCUUAGAAGAAUGUUUGUCAUUCGACAUUGAGUUUAACACCACCCUUCCUCAUUUGUACUAUUCUGAAAUUCUUGAUGAGUUGAAUAUUCAUUGGAAAGAGAAAGAAAAUUUGUGUGAGGGUGUUGUCAUUAAGGCAGCUAACAGAAAUGUUCAUGUUGGUGCCAGAGCCAUCAUCAAAAAGAAAAACUCCAAGUUUUUGGAGACAAAUCCUGCCAAAACGAAAAAUAGACAACCUAAAAAGGAUAGAUCAAAAGAGGUGUCUGAAGAUUACGAAAAUACAUGGCAAGAGAUGGAAAGAUACAUCACCAUGAACAGACUUUCAAACGUAGAAUCAAAAAUUGGUACCAUCACAAGGCAUAAUCUUUCACAAAUAAUGAAAGAAUUUGUUUCAGAUAUCAUUUGUGACUACAAUAAGGAUGUCACAAGCGAGGUGAAUACCGAUGAUGAGACAACUGACAAGUGUUGCAAACCCUUGGACCAACUGGAUGAAGCAGACCAAAAGAAAAUAACAAAGAAGCUCUCAGAGACAUGCAUGUCUCUUGUGAAGAGGUAUGUCAACAUGCAUAAUUCAAAUAAACAAUAG
This is a messenger RNA of Naegleria fowleri, 1314 nucleotides long. RefSeq lists its product as uncharacterized. NCBI's taxonomy places the organism in Eukaryota, Heterolobosea, Eutetramitea, Acrasida, Naegleriidae. The coding region runs from base 1 to 1314 and encodes 437 amino acids. The transcript has a single exon. The record is from RefSeq and is a predicted model, not a curated record.